This is a messenger RNA of Enterobius vermicularis (human pinworm), 3495 nucleotides long. The record is from the annotation of a GenBank genome assembly. Lineage: Eukaryota; Metazoa; Nematoda; Chromadorea; Rhabditida; Oxyuridae.
AUGUUAAAUGACGGUGAGGAAGUUAUUGAUCGCCUAGAAGGCUGUGUGAGUACAGUUGGUGGGCUGGAAAUUCGCAAAAAACCAAACGACGAUGAUAAAUUGUUCAAGCAUCCGGGCCGUUCACUUUUGGGACUCGAUCGUUUAGCUCAUUUGAAAAGAGAAAGUUACGUGCGGAAGAGAGCUUUGGAAGAAGAGUCUCCUGGUGGACUUUCAGAAAGUACUCGAAGGAAUAUCGCAAGUUACGUUGUGGAAAAAUAUAAAGUUGAUCGCCGCGGAUUGCAUGCGGAUUCGAGGAAAAGUGAAAAAAGAAAGAGAGAGCACUCGGGACCUGAGAAAGAUGACAGAAAACAUAGGAGGGAACACUCUCGGAAACACGGCUUGAGCAGCCACGGGAAUAACGGUAAAGGCAGGGAUAGGCAGGAGAAAUACGAACGCAUGAAAACUCCUUCAUUCAAGGCACUGUUUAGAAUGGACUUUUUCUAUCUGAUCUUUGUUCCAAAUACCCCUUCGCGAUCUUCAUGGGAUGAUGAGGACGGACGGAGGUCUACACGUAAGCAAAAGUCUAGUUGGGACUUGCCUACUCCCGGGUCAUCCAGAAGUGACGUUGGGACAGAGCGAAAUUUGUCAAGUGUUUGGAGAAGUGAGCGAGAUCGUGAACGGAGGAACCGAGAGCAGAGGCGGCACAAUCGCCGGGAUGAUACGGUACGUUCAGUAAAGGAAGAAGGGGAUUUAAUACCUGAGUUUAAAAAUGACUGGGAAAGAAUGGACUGGGAAAAAGAUCUUCAGAAAUUAGAUCGAGAAUGGUACGAUAAUGAUCAGGGUUAUGAUGAAGAAAAUAAUCCAUUUGCUCAGGUUUCGCAAGAAUAUAUUGAGAAGAAGGAAAAACAGUGGUUGCAAAAACGCGAAAAACCGCGUUUAACAGUUCGUCAACAACAAAUAAAGAAGGAAAAUGAGCUUUGGGAAAACAAUCGUCUUGCAAGAUCAGGAGCGGUAUUUAUUGCGGAUGAUCAGGAUGAAUUUUUUGAUGACGAAACAGAUGAAAAUCGAGUUACUUUGAUUGUCGAAAAUGUAGUGCCGCCGUUCUUGGAUGGCAGAUUUGUCUUUACAAAACAAAGCAAACCCAUAGUCCCUGUCAAGGAUCCAACUUCGGAUCUUGCUGUUACUGCAGCUCAGGGCAGCAAGGUAGUUGUCCGGCUUUGGCGGGAGUCGGAAGAAAGAAAGAAAGCGCAAGAGAAACACUGGGAACUAGCUGGAUCUAGCCUCGGAAAUAUAAUGGGGAUUAAAGCAAAGCCUGAGGAAGUCGAUGUUGGAGCGGACGAUCAUGGAGCUAAUUACAGGGAAUCACAGCAGUUCGCUUCGCAUAUGAAUGAGACAGAGGCUGUCUCCGAGUUUGCUUUAGAAAAAACUAUAAAAGAGCAACGGGAGUACUUGCCUGUUUUUGCUGUUAGGCAGGCUUUGCUAAAUGUUAUCCGUGACAAUAACGUUGUGAUAGUAGUUGGAGAAACCGGUAGUGGGAAGACAACUCAGCUCACGCAAUAUCUUUAUGAAGAAGGAUAUAGCAAGUUUGGUUUAAUAGGUUGUACUCAACCAAGGAGAGUAGCUGCGAUGUCGGUGGCAAAACGAGUUUCAGACGAAAUGGGGAUUGAAUUAGGCCAGGAAUGUGGUUACGCUAUCCGGUUUGAAGAUUGUACUUCUGAGAAUACUCGUAUCAAAUACAUGACAGAUGGUAUAUUGUUAAGAGAAUGUCUGGGUGAUAGCGAUUUGGAUCAGUAUUCUGCUAUAAUUAUGGAUGAAGCUCACGAGCGAUCGUUAAAUACUGAUGUAUUAUUUGGCCUCUUACGUGAUGUUGUUGCAAGACGUUCAGAUCUUAAACUCAUUGUUACCUCAGCCACUAUGGACGCCGAAAAAUUUGCUAACUUUUUUGGUGGUCAUACUCCUUGUUUCAAUAUCCCUGGAAGAACCUUCCCUGUUGAUGUUUUCCACUCUCGAAUUCCAAUGGAAGAUUACGUGGAUGCUGCAGUAAAGCAAGCAGUUAAAGUUCAUCUUGGCGGCAAUGAGGGUGAUAUUUUGAUAUUUAUGCCUGGUCAGGAGGACAUUGAGGUUACUUGCGCAUUAAUAAAAAGCCAGUUGGAAGAAUUGGACGAGGCACCUCCACUAGCUGUACUUCCUAUUUAUUCACAGCUUCCAAGCGAUCUUCAAGCCAAAAUAUUCCAAAAGGCGCCUGGAGGGAUUCGUAAAUGUAUAGUGGCAACUAACAUCGCCGAAACAUCUCUGACUGUGGAUGGCAUUUUAUUUGUCAUAGAUCCUGGUUACUGCAAGUUGAAAGUUUUCAAUCCUCGAAUCGGUAUGGAUGCGCUUCAGGUAUUUCCUAUAUCUCAAGCAUCAGCUAAUCAAAGGAAAGGUAGAGCGGGACGAACCGGACCAGGCCAAUGUUUUCGUCUUUAUACGGAGAGGCAGUAUAAGGAAGAGAUGCUUUCUGCUACAGUUCCCGAAAUUCAACGUACAAAUUUGGCUAAUGUGGUAUUAUUGUUGAAAUCGUUGGGUGUUGACGACCUGCUCAAGUUUCAUUUUAUGGAUGCUCCUCCUCAGGACAACAUGUUAAAUAGCAUGUAUCAACUUUGGACGCUAGGCGCGCUAGAUAACACAGGCAGGCUUACAGAUCUAGGAAGGAAAAUGGUCGAGUUUCCGCUUGAUCCAACUUUGUCUAAGAUGUUAAUUGUUUCUGAGGGAAUGCGUUGCAGUGACGAAAUUUUAACUGUAGUUUCCAUGCUUUCGGUACCGGCUAUUUUCUUCAGGCCUAAAGGCAGAGAAGAAGAUGCAGAUGCUAAGAAGGAAAAAUUCCAAGUUCCCGAAAGUGACCACUUGUCAUUUUUGAACGUUUAUCUGCAGUGGCGUCUUCACAAAUAUUCCACUAAGUGGUGCAAUGAUAAUUUUAUUCACGCAAAGGCUAUGAGGAAAGUUAGAGAGGUUCGAGCCCAGCUGAAAGACAUUAUGGAGGAGCAAAAAGUUGAAAUAAUUUCUUGUGGCACAGACUGGGAUGUGAUAAGGAAGUGCAUUUGUUCUGCUUAUUUCCAGAAUGCGGCUAGGUUGAAAGGGAUUGGCGAAUACGUGAACGUUCGCACCGGUAUCCCGUGUUUUCUGCAUCCUACUUCUGCUCUAUUUGGGAUGGGCUUUAUGCCCGACUAUGUUGUUUAUCACGAGUUGAUAAUGACAGCGAAAGAAUACAUGCAGUGCGUGACAUCUGUUGAUGCUGUUUGGCUUGCAGAACUGGGGCCGAUGUUCUACUCUGUAAAGGAAGCUGGGUCCACUAGUUUAGAGAAAAGGCAACAGAGUAUGAGGGAUGCUAGAAAUAUGGAAGAAGAAAUGAAGAAGGCAAGCUUGGAAUUAUCUGAAAGACGUUUGGCUGAAGAAAAGAAGUGUAUCAGGUCCUCCCGCAUAGUUGAGCCUGGACGGCCUCCUGGUUCAGUAAGGUCUUCUGCCCGUUAUGGCAUGUAA